GAUAGUCGCGAGAUCGUUCUGUUGUCUCGCGUCGCGAUUUGGCUCUGUACUUGUUAUACCUAUAUACCUGCAUAUUACGAUCUUAGCCCGUGCAGUACGGACGCACGGCUGGGAUAUAAUAUAAUAUAUAGCGAUGCGUGUCAGUGGUGUCAGUGCCAAUUAUUCGGUGGGUCGUGCGCGCGGUCGACGUUGAAACCGGGGGACGAGGAAAGGGAAUAAUCGAAGUAAAUUUCGCGGCGCUCGAAGGGUUCCCCCUAGCAGAGUGUUAUCUUGUAAACAGUUUUGUGUAUACCUUGGAGACGUAAAGAAGGCCCUCUUGCAUGCCGGGGAUCCGUGAAUUAAGCACUGGAAUGCCCGGACGAGGCCGAGGACGCACUCAAGUACCUGGCGAUGAAAAUUGAGACUUCCCAAGACAUGACGUAAGGAAGCAGUGAGAGAGCAAAAUUAUCAAAAUGGAGGGUCCCACGCCGUAGUGGUAUACCAUGUUAGUACCACAGUCACUGAUCCCCAUGGACACUCUACCGAACAUGUUGUCGGUCCUCGACGAGGAGACAAACGUCGACAUAGACGAUGUCUUCCCUCCGCACGUAGACACGUCCAACAUCGUCAUCCAGCCAGAGUCACCGACGAGCAAGAAGCAGACUUUGAAGACCUUCGCCGAGGUAAACAACCUCCUGCAGUCCGGUAGGAAACGCGAGGUCAAGCUCCUCAUCCGAGAUAACGCUUGGCCACUGAACAACGGCAUCAGGGCGCAGCUCUGGCCAGCUCUCUGCAAUCAGCAUGCUCACGGCAAGAGUAUGCUCGACGGCUUCUACUGGGACAUGGUCAACCAGGUCUUCGGAACCACAGAACUGCCAGAGAAGUCUAUCAUGCUACCGCCAUUUGUAGACAGUACACAUUGUCUGUCCUACAAUCUCACGAGGAAGGGAAGGAGUGUCGCGGACAGGGUAGUUUCCGUCCUGGGCUAUGCUUGUCCCGACAUUACCUUCAGCCCUUCUCUCUAUCCGAUCACAGCACUCCUCUUGCACUUUAUGCCAGAGGAAGAGUGCUAUCAUUGCAUGGCAAGCUUAGUGGCUGCUAAGGAGAAGAUGUUCAUCACGCAGACCAAGCUCCUCUACGAGGUCACUUGGAAGACUGUGGAGCAGAUCACUAAGAAGCACGUGAAAUCCGCCGCUGUACACUUGGCGAGGCAUUGCUCCGGCUCCAGGGCCGAGAGGAUCUACAUGGACUGGAUCUGGUGGAUCCUUCAGCUACUUCCCUUUCAACAUCUAGUCAGGGUCAUGGACUGCUUCCUUCACGAAGGCAUCAAAGUCUUCUAUCGAGUAGCCAUGGCCAUCGUUUUACUCUUCUACAAACACUCGUCCUCGCAGACCUCCGAGUGGAUGAACGAGAUUUCGAAGAACGGAAUCGACGCCGCACUUUCGAAAUUCUGCAGACAAAUACCGGUGACAACAGCUAAAUUCUUACGUACAGCCUUUGGCAUUCGUGGGUUAAGCUCGGCUUACAUAUCAAGAGUAUUUUUGCGAACUGAGAUGGCUCUCAAGAGCCAGAGUGUACUUCGUGGGUCCAGGUCGCUGGCCAGAUCGAGAUCUACGGAUAAUCUGCCUACCAGUCAGUCGCAAGUCAACAUACAGAUGAUGUCCCAUACGCUCACCAUACGAGAGAAAGAGUGUGAAGACACGUACAAAGACAGGGGCGCACACAGUCCUGGACCGCGCGCUCUAUCGAUGGGCGUUUACCCUAUACAAAGCAUACGCUCCCAGAUCCUAGACAUGCCUGAUUUGUUUACACUCUGGUCUUGGCUGCCCGUGAGGAUCACCAUGUACCAGCCGAUCCUUCUCUACACCACGGAGGAGCAUGGCUGCUCGCUCACCACCUUUUACGUCAGAGUCGAACAGCACGAGCCUACGCUUCUUAUGAUAAAAACUUGCAACAACGAGGUAUUCGGUGCCUACUGCUCUACGAGAUGGUGCGAGCGUAAUUUGAAGGACGACAAGGGACAACGACAGGCGUAUUUCGGCACUGGAGAGACAUUCCUGUUUAGCUUGUAUCCGGAGAGAGCCAAGUACCCAUGGGUGGGUAUGGAUUCCUCGCACAAUGAUCCCAGGGUGCAUCAUUCGGCCGAGCUCUUCAUGGCAGCUGAUGCCAAGAUGAUCACCAUUGGCGGAGGGGACGGUCAGGCAAUAUGGAUGGACGAGAACAUAAGGUUCGGCAAGACGGACAGAUGCUCGACCUUCAAUAAUCCACCCUUGUGCGCCAGCGGAGACUUCGAGAUCAGGGUGUUGGAAGUGUAUGGGUUCGCUGGUGCCUGAAGUGUCAGGACCGGACACGCGUCUUCGUUCGACGAAGGGAUGGAUGCCAAGGAAAGAAACAAACAAAAAUAUGUCAACUGCCAUUUAAAAUGAAACAACUCUCUAAACCUCGUCUCGUCUUCGUCGGCGCGAAGGAUGCGGGAAGACGGGGACGAGGAUGUGACUGGAAAACAGACAAUGGAAGGAGAAUAAUACGUGAAAGGGAAGAAAGGUCGAAGUCAUAGUAUUAUCCUGUUCGUUUGUGUCGUCGUUGAUAGCUUUAAUUCCUUCUUUUUUUUUUUUUAUCAUUAAACGGGGAGGAAAAGUGAGAAUUAAGUAAUGAAAGACUCGAAAGGGUCGAAACGGAUUAUAAGGAUGCAACAUGUCAUAUUUUUCGUUACACCGUGUAUAAUUAUAUACAUGGUGAUCGGACUGCUUAGUUUACGCCUUCGUUAUUUAUCUUUCUGUGUAUAUAUAUAUUUAUAUAUAUAUAUAUAUAUAAUAGGCGCGUAAUAAUCUAAUCACGUAAUAAUCUAUCCGUUAUGCUGUUAGCUAUAUUUUAUGUAGAUUAGUCAGACGAUCAACGGCGGAUUGUCUAAUUCCGUCGGGAAGGUACCGAAGAACCUUGACAAUAACAUUAAUUGUGUCGAACAACAAUCGUAGGUCAUAGGCGAGAGCUGGCAUAUCGGGUUGUUAUCAGCUCCUAUCGGACGGUAUAGAAAGUUUAAAAGGUGAAUACUUAAUAUUCAUUGGACCAGAAAUAUCGUUAUAGAGGCCUCCUCUCCUCUGCUACCUUCUCCUUUUCUCUUUCUCCUCCCCCCCUAUUCCUUUACCUUUAUCCUUUCCUGUCCUGUAUAUAUAAUCAUAUACAUAUACACACACGAAGGUAUAUGAUUAUUCUACUGUAUGCCUAAUUUACGAAUAUCACAAAAAAAAAGAUUUGUAUAAACGCGUUGUUUCCUAAGAUUUAUUUAAUUAGCGCUCGUUGCUAGUAGUUUAUAAUCGUUAGUUUUUGUGUUUAUAGAGCUCCUAUUGUAUAUACAUAAUAGGCGGAUAUACGUGACUGGGCAUAUGUGUAUAUAUAUAUAAAUUAUAUUAUAUAUAUAUAUAUUAUGUGUGUGUAUUUAUGUGUUACUAAAAAGAAAAAAGUAAAAAUUAUAGAAAAGAUACAAAGUGUAAGAGCGUGCGAGGCGUAGACGUUAUAUAUUUCACAGAGCCUAUCAGUCAUAUACAUACUAUAUGCUCAAAUACGUAUGUGUCAUUAUGUACCGGUUCUUCUUGUAUGUACAUAGUUAUAAAUAUGCACGUAUAUGCAUAUAUAUAUAUAUACAUAUGAAAUGCAGUGCGGAUUCGGCCAGUGUGAAACAAUGGCGAAUCCUGGGGGCUGAAGUUGCACGCGAGGACACGAUUGAUAUAGAACGGAAAAAGCUUCGAAGAGGCUAAAAAGCAAGCUGAAUCCCCAAUUUACACACCGAUACGUACAAAUGUUCUUUACCGUAGAGGCUCAUACGAAUUAUUGAUCGAGAUUUUUAAGAUUGUUCGUAGUACUAUUAUUAUUAUUCCUCUACUAAUUAUUUCUUUACUUUCUAUAUUCAUUUUUGGUAAUCUUUAUGAUUUCUCUCUCUCUCUCUCUCUCUCUCUCUCUCUCUCUCUCUCUCUCUCUCUCUCUUUCUUUCUUUCACACACACACACACACACUACGAGUAAAGGUACAUUGACAGUACCUUGUGAAUUUCCAUAUGGUAUUUCAAUGUUUUAGUUUUAUUUUAUUUUAUUUUUGUUCCUGCUCCCAUCGGGUGUUGGCACCACUUCCUUAAUUCUUGCCCCGGCCACAGCCGAAUUCCUUCAUCAGUCAAAAUCAGCAAUCUGUCACGACAAAAAUUCUCUAAGAUCCUCUCGAACUGCUCUCAGACUUUUUAAAGGCCAAAACCGGCCGAUUAUACCCCACACACUUUACGUUCGCUAAAUAUUUCUAAUACAUCUUUGUUCUUCUACCUCUUGGGAUUUAACGGCUCUACGUAAAGCGCCCAGGUGUAUAAGUGUUAAGUAGUGAGGGUGAAUAUGAUUCGAAGGGGGAUCGCUUACGAUUUAAGGUACUCAGUUAUUUGUUAUGGCGAAUCUGACUCCUCUUAUGGUAGCUGAUUGUUAUUUCUUGUUGCGUAUCAUUCGAAUGACGUUACGUUGUUGACAUUGCAAUGCGAGCGACCGCGAGCGCGCUCUCGUGACUUUUUACGUAAUUACUUUACCUGCCAAUCCAUCUUGACACGCGACGCUCCGAUAUGUAAGGAAUGAGCAAGCGUUAAAGUUCUUUUUAUCCUUUUUGUUGUUUUUUUCUUUCGGAGGCGAAACGCGGCAGUUCUUUUUCUUUCGCGAAUGGGAAUCAAAGUGGACUGUUGUUUUUUUUUGUUUCUUUGUUUUUCGUUCUCAUUAUCCUCGUUCCAUGACCGACAUAUCAUAAAUUUGUUUUUUUUUCCUCGUUUUCGUGAAUUACUUUUUUUUUUUACGCACACAUGAUCUCACAGGGCGGCGGAUGCACCAAAGUAUCACGAGUACAUUGAAUCCAGCUUGCUUUGAUUGCGUUUAUUGUCACAGGGAAAUGGGGGUCGAGGGAGGGAGGGCUUGUUUUCACAAAGUUGGUUAUUAUUCUUCCUUGUUUUUCUUUGUAUUUCUGUUUAU
This is a messenger RNA of Cephus cinctus (wheat stem sawfly), 4967 nucleotides long. RefSeq names its product TBC1 domain family member 24 (gene sky). The record is from RefSeq and is a predicted model, not a curated record. The transcript is spliced from 12 exons. The coding region runs from base 483 to 2312 and encodes 609 amino acids. Lineage: Eukaryota; Metazoa; Arthropoda; Insecta; Hymenoptera; Cephidae.